AUGGCUGGAGUACAGAUCCUGGUGUUGGUGACCGUAGGCCUGGGCUCGGCCAGAGCAGGACCCGUCCCCACCUCCAAGCCUGCCACAGCCAGGAGGAGCUGCGACAUGGGCAGGUUCAAAUCUCUGUUGCCAAGCGAGCUGGGGGCCUUCAAGAAGGCCAAAGAUGCCUUGGAAAAUUCACUGAAAAACUGGACCUGCAGCACCCCCGUCUUCCCCAGAGCCCGGGACCUGAGACAGCUGCAGGUGUGGGAGCGCCCCGUGGCCUUGGAGGCGGAGCUGGCCCUGACUCUGAAGGUCCUGGGGACCAUGGCCGACUUGUCCCUGGGGGACGUCCUGGACCAGCCCCUUCACACGCUGAGCCUCAUUCACUCUCAACUCCAGGCCUGUGUCCCCGCUCAGCCCACAGCGGGCCCCAGGCCCCGGGGCCGCCUCCACCACUGGCUGCACCGGCUCCACGAGGCCCCGAGGAAGGAGUCUCAGGCCUGCCUCGAGGCCUCUGUCAUGUUCAAUCUCUUCCGCCUCCUCACCCGGGACCUGAAUUGUGUUGCCGGUGGCGACCUGUGCAUCUGA
Messenger RNA from Diceros bicornis minor, 570 nucleotides. Its product is annotated as interferon lambda-1-like. The transcript is spliced from 5 exons. Gene Ontology annotation, molecular function: cytokine activity. The record is from RefSeq and is a predicted model, not a curated record. The coding region runs from base 1 to 570 and encodes 189 amino acids. Gene Ontology annotation, biological process: positive regulation of immune response; defense response to virus; cell surface receptor signaling pathway via JAK-STAT. NCBI's taxonomy places the organism in Eukaryota, Metazoa, Chordata, Mammalia, Perissodactyla, Rhinocerotidae.